UAGGACCAAGACUGAGAACCACAAUGUUCGACGAUACUCGCCUCGACGUGCCAGCUGACCUCGUGCGAGACGCCAAGAACAAUCUCCGUUACAAGUUCCCGCUCCUUCUUGUUGUUGGGGCCCUACAGGAUGCCGGGCGAAUACUAUAUGUUGCAACGAAUGCUUCUGCAAAAAAUGCGGACGUUCACAUCAAAGCACAAGACCUUCUAUUCGACUUCGUUAAAAUCUGUGACGGUUUUAUCUUGGUCUCGACAAAUUUUAAGACAGGAGCCAAAGACAUUGUUGAAGCUUUGCACAUUGCCUAUCUCUACCUGAUUGAUGGUGUCCCAGAUAUGGCUUUCACUAAGAUGGACUCCUUGAAGACAACACUGGGGGGAAUGCUGAAGAGAGUCGGACAUGUGUCAGCGCUGUUGUCCCAGACCAAGAUCAAGUUUCGGCAAGCUCGCGCCAUCACCAGUCCGCCUCAAAAGCAGAUGACAAGGACCUUGGAACUUUGUCUCCAGACUCUAGAUGCGGCAAAGUCCCAAGUGGACUUGAUCGAGGAGUACUGUCGUGACUUGGCCCCCGAGGUGGAACUGUGGUUGCGAGAAUGUCAGGAGGUAGCUCAGCCCCAGAUGGCGCGGAACCGCCAAGAUGCAGAGAGAUUGAGACAGGAAGACCAGAAGAAGUACUGGAAAGAACUGAUAAAUCAGCCAGAUGUCAAAUUGUAUUUAGCAAGAUGGAGGGCUCUCUCCUUACUUUGUUCGGAAAACCACCCCACCCUGGUGAGAACACGACAUACCAUCGACUCUUACUACACCAGUAACCCAAUGCCAAAUGAGGCAAUAAAACAGGCUUGGAGGGAUGCUGAGGAGCUACCUAUAGCUAAUGCCAGGUGGAAGGCACUAUUGGCAAAACAAGAUCUACCACACCUGGUUGAGCCAGAGAUACCAGAUGAACCUCCUGAGCUGAUUGCCCCACCAGACAUGACGGUUGUUCAAGUGACACCAGAACAAGCAGAGCCAGAGAUACAAGAUGAACUUCCUGAGCCGACUGACACACCAGACAUCACGGUUGACCCAUUGCGACGAAGUGGAGGCAGUACCAGUUUGAGAAAAACUGUGACAGGUGCUGUGUCCCGUCUCAUCGACAUGUCUACUCGGCUCAAUGGAAUAGAUUCCCAUUUUUGCGGGAUAUUCUGUGGCCUGAAGAAAAACCCUCAUAAUAAACGGAUCAGGAGACUGCAGAAAAAUAUGAGAAGUCUAACAGGAAAGCUUCCAAAGGAAAUGCAACCAAAGUCACCACCUUUUCACGGCAUUUUCGAACGUCUCAACAAAGACUUUGGGAUAUCCUUAGAGAGGUCAAGUGGAGAGGUGAAAAAAAGGCUGAGAAAUUAUUCUGACAGUGUAUCGGAGUUGAAGGAAGUUGAGGUGAAACCUCUCGCAAAGGCUCUGAAGAAGCUGGAUAAAAGUGUUGGGAAUUUGUUAGGAGAUAUGAAUCAUGUUCUCGAGAAGUUGAACCGAGAUUUGGCUGAUGAGCCUAAAUAUAGGACCGAGAAUUGGAAAGAAGACCGGGUCGAAAUGGAGACCAUGAGAAAGACUUUAAGAGAGGCGAUCAAGGUCGUAGAAGCCUGGAUGAAACAGAUCAAAAGGUGCACAGAACUAAUGCCCAAAGCAAAGAAGGCCACCGAGAAAAAGAACGUCGAUAUACAUGCUAUUAUACGAAACUGUCGUGAGCUGAAAACAAUGCUAGUGCAAGAAAUGGGGUAGUGGAAUUCCGAUACAUCCCUGUAGAUGCCCAAGUGAGGAGUGUACCUUUUCAACGCCUAUGCAAACAGUGUAACGUCAACACCAACUGCUGAUGACUGUUGGAGUCCAGGUUGGCCAACCUGCGCCAAAAACGUUGGCAAAAAGCAUAUUUUACAACGUAUAUGUUGUAAUGAAUGAACGUCAAGUCUGAAAAUGGUGCUUUUUCCGCUUACAUGUAUAUAAGGCUGUGAAAAUAAAGUGGCUUCCAGUAUACGGUAGAAAAGGCCAUCAAUAAAGAGAUACUUCAUUGCCACUGCUGGCAAUACGAUACGACUAUGAAAUUGACAUGGGCCCGGUCGCAUUUUUCAAUGGAUCUUUUCACGGCAACAUCUGAUCCUCUGUGGCAAAAGUCUCUUGUGGCAAAAGUCUCUCGUGGCAAAAGUCUCUCGUGGCAAAAGUCUCUCGUGGCUUGCCUCUUUGUGAUUGAAUACACAGAGUAAUGAGGUUGAAAUAAAGAAAUCAAAUAUAUAUGGAU
Messenger RNA from Lineus longissimus, 2262 nucleotides. RefSeq lists its product as uncharacterized. The transcript is spliced from 5 exons. Lineage: Eukaryota; Metazoa; Nemertea; Pilidiophora; Heteronemertea; Lineidae. The coding region runs from base 24 to 1748 and encodes 574 amino acids. The record is from RefSeq and is a predicted model, not a curated record.